Synchiropus splendidus (mandarinfish) is the source of this 3496-nucleotide messenger RNA. It is a transcript of the gene raver1, whose product is annotated as ribonucleoprotein, PTB-binding 1. The record is from RefSeq and is a predicted model, not a curated record. The coding region runs from base 41 to 2242 and encodes 733 amino acids. NCBI's taxonomy places the organism in Eukaryota, Metazoa, Chordata, Actinopteri, Syngnathiformes, Callionymidae. The transcript has 14 exons. Gene Ontology annotation, molecular function: RNA binding.
CUUACUUUCCAUCCGACCAAAACUUCCACCAAACACAACGAUGGCGGCCGCUGUGUCUGUUAACACCGAAGCCCGAGAGGAAAGCACAGGCAUGGGGCUCAGGUUUGACUCUCGCCCGCAACCGAGUAACUACGACCUCGCCGGUGACUACGGCAACACGAAUCGAGGGGACCAGCGACUGUCCGAGCUCGAAGCCGGAGACGAGGACGCCACCGCCGGACGCGAGUGUCACCGGAGAGUCGAGGAGGACUUGCCGUCAUUGAGCCCUGAAGAAAUAGAGAGCCGCCUGGAGAGAACGCGACGGGAGUUUUACAACCGGAGAAAAAUCCUUAUUAAAAACCUGCCGAAUGACGUUAGCAACCAGGACGUCCAUGAGCUGUUGGCCAACUAUGACUUGAAGUACUGCUUCGUUGACAAGUACAAAGGCACAGCUUUUGUGACCCUGCUCAAUGGAGAACAGGCUCAGUGUGCCAUCAAAGAGUUCCACCAGUAUGUUCUGCGGGAGCGCGAGAUCUCUGUGCAGCUGCAGCCCACAGACGCCCUACUCUGCAUCGCCAACCUGCCCCGCGCUUACACUCACCAGCAGUUUGAGGAGUUGGUGCGUCCCUUCGGGAACCUGGAGCGAUGCUUCCUGGUGUAUCGAGCCUCCACUGGACAUUCCAAGGGAUAUGGCUUUGUGGAAUACAUGAAGAAGGACUCUGCUGCACGGGCCAAGUCUGAGCUACUUGGGAAGCAGCUGGGCUCCCGCAUGCUGUAUGUCCACUGGACAGAGGUGGGCUCCCUCACUUAUCCCCUCCUGCACUCGCGAUGCCUGUGUGUGGAUCGUCUGCCGCCGAGCCUGCUGACCGCCCAGGACCUCCGGAAUGCUCUCACAGAAAACCCUGCACCAGUCUUCUGCCAGUUGGCUCAAGGACAAGACGGCAGCUUCCGGCGGUUUGCAGUGCUGGAGUUUGCCACAGCUGAGAUGGCAGAGGAGGCCCAGCAGCGUAAUGAUGGCAGGCUACUGGGGGACACCCACAUCAGGAUGUCUUUCUGCGCCCCCGGCUCCCCCGGUCGGAGCAUGUUGGCUGCUCUCAUCGCUGCACAGACGAUGGCUGUGAAUCGUGGUAAAGGUCUCCUGCCUGAUCCCACUGCCAUGCAGAUCCUCACAGGGCUCAACAAUCCUGCUACGCUCAAGAUGCUGCUCAACCCGCUGUCACAAGGACACAAACAAGGGCUUCUGGGGGCCGCCCCUACCAUGCCGCUGCUCGCCAACCCCGCUCUCUCCGCCGCCUUGCUCCAGUUGCUGCUUCAAAACCAGGCCAAGGCUCAGCAGCAGGCGGGUCUCAUCGGGGAGAAUCCUUUGGCUGCUCUUCCUGUCCAGCAGGGCGCCCAUCUGCUCGCAGACCUGCCCCAAGGUGGUGUACUCUCAGGACUUGGUCUCCAGACAGAUCCUUUGGCUCCACUGAAGUCGAUGCCGCAUGGCAGAUCCUUGGCAAGGGAUCAGGACUGUGCCACAGCAGCCAGCACCUUCCCGCCGACCUCCCCGCCCACCCUGCAGGGCAUCUCCAUGCCCCUGAUGGGUGGCAUGAUGGGGACAGAUGGCCUGACUGCUGCACAAGGGGCCUCUAUACUUGGAGAUCCUCCAAAGGACCUGAAUCUUCCCCAAAGAGCCUAUCUGGGUGUCAACAAUGUUUACCCCUCAGGUGGGAGCUGCAGACCCCACCCAUACAGGAAGAGACCCACGCUCAGUAAUGUUUCCAACCAGCACACGCAGCUGGCUUUGCAGCCCAAUUUCAACCUGCGUUACCAGGAUGGGUUCAGUGCCGACUACCUUCCGCUGCAGCAGGAUCCUCUUCAGCGCCUGUAUGAGGAGCAGGAGAACCAGCAUGCCGGGGACUUGGCGGCAUUCAGGCAGCAGUUCCCUCAUCCUGAAUAUGCGGAGCAGUUUUCCCACUUCGGUCCGUCCUCGAGCCCACCGCUGCCCUCGUAUUUCAGCUCGGGACUGGAGGCCUCAAGUAGCAGCCGCCUUCCGUCCACACAGCUCAACAGAGCUGUGGGGAUGCCUCCUGUGAGCCAGCCCAACUUCCCUCCAGAACUGGGAAACACUCUGAAGACUCCCAUCGGCAGCCACAAGCGAGUGUUCUCUCGUCUGAUUCCGUCUCCGGAGCCGAGCCCCGAGGGCAGCUACGUGGGUCAGCACUCUCAAGGCCUGGGCGGCCAUUACGCAGACUCCUACCUGAAGCGAAAGCGCAUUUUCUAGAUGCUCCUUUCUUCACGAGAAGCCAUCCAAGUAACCUUUUGUGGCGGUUGGUUGAUUGUCUCCCACGUCCUCGAGGCCCGUUGCUCGCGGACUCUUUCCUCCACAGGAAUCCUUGGUUGUUUUCAUUUUUUUGUGUGUUUCAGUAAUUUUAGUGUGAUAACUUAAGUUUAUACUUUUUUUUUCCCUUUUUAAUUUUUAAAAAGUUUCCUGUUUUAAAAAAUGUACAGAAGUGAUUUUUUUUCUCUUUUUUUAGGUUGUUAAGUGAUUAUUUGGCUCAGUAUUUUUUAAUUCCUGUGCGAGUGGUUUGUUGAUGGAUCGUUUGGCUGAUAUUUACAUGUUUGACAUUUCACUCACUGGUUUUUUUAGGUGAAGUCAUAGCUUUUCAUGGCCUCUGAAAUUCAUGUAAAAAGUUCAUUUGGUGUUUAGUUCCCGUCACCUUGCACGUGAUUGUUCGUCCCCCCCGUCACUGAUAAACACGCAGCUUUCCAUCCACCAAUGACAGUUGUGUGAACCUGCAGGUGUUCAACGGGAUCUUUUGAUGAGAACCAUUUUAGUGUUUGUCGUAUUGUUCAUCAACUUGUUGUGGAUGUAGGUUUUAUUGACACUGGUCAUGUGGAUCAAUGCACUUUUGAGGGUCAUAAUCCAAAUCCGUUUUGUAUCAUCGCUUUUUUGUAUCCAGGUCCAAAUGCUGCACUUGCGAGACGAUGGUCGUGUGCAGACGUGCCAUUUCUCUUCUGCUCCACUAGAGGGCCUUUUUUUCACCUCCCCUGCCCCACCUGUUUACUUCUACUGACAGCCAGGGGGCAGUAUUCCAGGACGGGUUUCUUUUCCGGAGCAUUCUUGUGAAGCGCUUUCCUCAGAAUUCUCCUUUGACAGUUUGAUUGUGGAAAAACCCAUUACCUCUUAAUUCAGCUAAAGUGUUGCCCCGCCCCUUCCUGCCCUGCGUUGGCUUUGUUUACUACCUUCUAUCUUUUUGCUGUGUAAAUAGUUGAGCUUUUUCCUGCCUCCUCUUUCUCUCUCUCUCUCUAAGAAAUCCAAAGCUAUCAUUUUUAAACUCCAUCAGGUCUGCCGUUCGACUACUGCUGUUGCCUGUUGAGUUUUUUCAUGAGCCCACACAUGUGACUGACGGUGGCGCUGUUGCAGACUGCUCAUGUUGCGUACGGACCAAGAGCUGAAUGAAACUUUGCUCUGUACCAUCAUGGAUGUUUGUACGUGUGAGGUGAGAGUAAAUGUUAUUUAAGCUCAUCCCUUGUU